This is a messenger RNA of Strongylocentrotus purpuratus (purple sea urchin), 566 nucleotides long. RefSeq names its product sulfotransferase 1 family member D1-like. The transcript is spliced from 4 exons. Bases 102 to 566 code for a protein of 154 amino acids. Gene Ontology annotation, cellular component: cytoplasm. Lineage: Eukaryota; Metazoa; Echinodermata; Echinoidea; Camarodonta; Strongylocentrotidae. Gene Ontology annotation, biological process: sulfation. The record is from RefSeq and is a predicted model, not a curated record. Gene Ontology annotation, molecular function: sulfotransferase activity.
GAACUUUGAUACCAAUAUUCCAAAGGAACUGCGUUUUAACAAAUGUGCUUGCAUUUUAUCUCAUUCUUUACGCAGAUACUGUUUAAGGCAGAACAACAAAUAUGAGCGCUAGAUUUUCCUCCAAUGUUCCGGCAUGCGUCGUCGAGACGUGUUACGAGCACGAAGGCGUGAUCGUACCAAAUAUUAUGCCUCUGAAGGUACUUAAACGCAUGAGGAGCUUCACCGUUCGACCUGAUGACCUGUUCGUCGUGACCUACCCUAAGUCAGGGACAACCUGGGCUGUUCACUUGAUGCUUUUGAUAAAACAUGAUGGAAAUAGGAGCGAACUUGAAGGAAAGCACAUCAUAAAGAUGGUUCCAUUCCUCGAGAUUGUAGAAGACAUGCUCAACCCAUCGACAUCAGCGUUACGGAUCGACGCAGCAGAAGCUAUGGCUUCACCAAGGAUACUCAAAUCUCACUACAUACCGCCUUUCUUGCCAAUGGAUAUAAGCACUAAUGAUCCGAAAGCUAAGGUCCAUGAGACCAACAUUAUGAAUCAGCCUCGUGGGCUGCAGCCACCAAUAUAA